Messenger RNA from Postia placenta MAD-698-R-SB12, 4052 nucleotides. RefSeq lists its product as hypothetical. The transcript is spliced from 4 exons. The coding region runs from base 1 to 3615 and encodes 1204 amino acids. NCBI's taxonomy places the organism in Eukaryota, Fungi, Basidiomycota, Agaricomycetes, Polyporales, Adustoporiaceae. The record is from RefSeq and is a predicted model, not a curated record.
AUGCCGAGCAUAUUCUCUCGUUCACGCACGACAUCGACGCCCAAGAAAACAUCCGAAUUAGACGAGUUUGGGCGCAUCGACAGCAGGGGGUCCGCCCGCGCCUUCACGCUCUCACCGCAGUCCAGCAACAAGAAGGACAAGAAGAAGGAAUCCAAGGACAAGUCGAGGGCACGGACUACCUCAGUUGCGGAAUCCGAGGUCGCUGAACCCGCCAUCCCCGAUGGCACAUUUCUGCCGCUCAACCUCAACCCACCGAGGAUCGAGGCGACGGGGGACACGCCCGGGACGGAGCUGCGCCAGACGAACGCCUACGGCUACCUCUCGUUCGGACGACACGUCGUGCUAGGGCUAGAGCAGGUCGCACGGCUGGUGGACGUGGUCGGAAACGAGCUUGGGCUGCGGGGACUCACGACGCCAUUCAUUUUUUCGACACUCGCGCUGGAUGUCUCGUCUGGUGCAGUGCGGCGGCUGAUCCAGGCGUUCCUGCGGACGUGCGACAAGGCAUCCCCGGCAGCGGAGGCGGACAGGCAGUGGCGCGAGGAGGCGCGACUGGCGGGCCCGCACGAGUUGGGAAUGUGCCUGCGCUGGGGGCUCGCGCGGGUGGUGCGCAUCGUAAAGGGCCAGGAGGUGCGUGGGCUCGUCCCGUACGACAACUACGCUGAAUGGCGCGAGGCCGAGGCAGCACUCGGUUACCCAGAGACGCACUUCGGGGCUUUCAUCGAGCCCCUGGACCCUGUGCUGCAGUCUAUCCUCGUCGCGCUGCUCACUCUACUCGCACGGUUCACUGCACACUCCGCUUCGUCUGGACACACGCCGCCCACCUUGUCCCCGCUAUUCGGCCCCUUGCUGUUCGGCCUCGGCCCAUCCACAUUGGCAUUCCACCAGGUGUACAUUUGCUAUCUCCGCGCGACCACAGCCACAGAACACUUGAUUCUAGCAUUCAUCCGGUGGCAGGAUGCUCCGAACACCAGCUCGAGUUCACGCGGGGGAGGCUUCGCAGGGGUUCCGACCCGUCUGAAGCAAUGGAUUCAGGGGUACCCAGCUAUGCUACCCGCGAUGGGCAAGCUCGACCGCCGCCCGGAAGCUCGGCGUGGAGCACGCACCCUCCGCCUCGUGAGCGUGCGUCGUAAUGUGCGUAUGUACUCUCCCGACCUCGUCAAGACUGCUGCAGGGUGGGCACAUCGCCCUCGCGGAGCGGUCUCACCCAUGGCCGACCGCGCCUUUGCAGGCUCGAAGGAGUGGGAGCGUGUUGCACCGCCAACCCUCAGGCUAACCCCACGCUACUCGGAUGCGUACAAGAAACGUAUGGACCUCCCGCCGCACUUCCACCCCGCCUCCGGGACAAAUUCAUCCUCGUCGACCCUAACUGUGCCAUCUCUAUCUUCAAGCGUAUCUACGUCAUCUACCGCGACAUCAUCGCUAUGGGAUGAUAAGGAGCACGGAAUACUCAGCGCUGGGACGAACGAGGACCGAUUCAGGAGCUUGACGGAUCUCAAAUGGGGUGAAUUCGAGAUGAUGGGUUUCGGAAAUGUCGGUGCCGAUGAAAAGAAGCUGCAGUUUGAUCUGACUGAAGGCGCACGGGCGGCACGCGCAGCGAAACGUGCAACACUUACAUGGCAGGACUUCUCCUCAUGCGGCUUCUCGCGCACCGAUGCGCCUCUCAAUGCCACGCUGCAAUUCAGCACGCCAGUGACGAACACUGUAAACGCAUGGCCGACUCAUUCGGUCGAGAUCCACCGUAAGCUGAAGAAGACGCAAAAGUCCUUGCCGUCAUUUGGAUGGGACACGGAGCCGGUGCUCGGUAGCGAAGAAGUCAUCGAAGAGGCCUUCGUGGACGUCUUCUGCGAUCUCGUGUAUGGUGGCGGCUGGAUGGACAUCGAGCGCUGUGAAGAGAUUGACAGAGAUUGUAACUGGGCGUUGGUUGAGUUCAAGAGUCUGUCAGUGUCGAAACCUGCAACGCCUGGCACUGCCGAUCCGCGGGCAUCAACGUCGUUGUUCCUCUUCGAAGAAUUCGUUCCCCUCGAAUAUAGACAACAACUAGCCUCGGGAGGACGCAGUCGACGUCGCCUUGGUUCGCUCUUCGGCACCUCUUCAAAAUACAAGCAGUGGAAACCUGCUUCGACCCUCAAUGGCCGGCCAUAUGUCGUAGGCCACGUCCCCAGCAGCCCAUCGUAUCGUGAAGUCGAGUUCGAAGGUCUCUUGCGUGAGAACGGUAGCGCGACGAGGAUCAUCACUCUCAACAACCUCAACCGCAACGCGAGCACCACCACGGGAAGACAGUCACCAGUCGUCAGCAAUGUGGCAACUCCUGGUCAUAUAGAAUCGCCAAAUGGGACACCUGCGCUGCGCCUCAACACCACCGGCUCACCUCAACCUCGACCACCCAAACGCCGAGAGGGCACGGACUCUCCGAUACCCGCAAAUCGACGGCAGUCACGCUUCCGGCUACCGGGAGGGCUACCAGUCAGUCCUGGUGGGCAUCGGCGAUCAGGCAUCCCGCCUGCAGAGUACGAGUCAGUCGAUUUCGAUGCCCGCUUGGCGAGUUUCUCUGACGACGACCUUUCGUCUCUGACCCGCGACCCCAAAAGCCGCCGGCGCUCGAGAGAUGAUGCCUGGGUGGACAUUUUGGUUGCCACCAGCAGUCGUCGCAUGAAUGGACAGGACGCAGACAUGCCCAACGGCAAUCGGUUGCGCAAUCGGCGAUCGGAUCCCGAACUUGCCAGUCAAGAAGUCUCGGAGGUGCUUGCCGCCGUCCGCGGUCAUAUGCUCUCCGAUGAAGAAGACGACAUGGAGCCGUUGGCGCCUCCAUCCAUCCGAGAGCCCAUGCAGGACGAUGUAGGUACUAUGGAAGAGUCGAUCAUCGACCGAUCUUUGCGCGAGCGAGAUUCGGCUCUGUAUGGUGACGAUGAAGAAGAGGACCCCGUUCCAGCACCUCGGACGAAGCGCCUUGGCUAUUUCGAUUUGCACCCGGAACGGCGUCCUGCGCAGUAUGAGCGAUCGUCUAUCGACAGCGAUGCCUACUCGCAGGAAGAGGUCUCGAGCGGCAUUCCACGAUCUCCUGCAACUCAAAGAGACGACGGGGCAUCAUCCCUCUACCCGUCAGAAGGUGAAGGUGAAGUUGACACGACGCCUAAUCAGUCGCUUGCGGACGUCAACGCUUCGAGCCCGCAGGGGCAGACAUUCAGCGCCGUUGUCACCGCCGUCGGCUUGCGCCCGACAUUAUCUAAGGACGAUUCACCCGCUGCCUCUACCUCUACGUCUCCGAAGACAGCGAGCAAAACAGCUUCACUGAUUGAAAUGUACCGUGAACGUGAGCGGAACGCCACCGCGUCAGUACCGACUGCCCCCGUGGCCGCUACAUCACCUGCUUCUAAGUUGCCAGUGCGUUCAGUGUCGUUGCAGCCGCGCGCGGAGACUCUGGCAAGUCAGUCCGCCAUGUUACCUGCCAAGAAGUUAACUCCUGGUACUGUUCCGCCACCUCCCGCAUCUGAAACAGAGGAAUCCGAUGUAGAGUCCUUUCUGGCUCUCGAAGACCCCGAGCCGAACCUCCCAAAUCGCUACGUGCACGGGGCACCAUUGCAGAAUGUCAUCGAGGAGACAGAAGAUGAGGAGUAGGGCCCGACUACCCCAGUGCGUGCCAUAUUGGCCGACACGUGUAUAUGCAGUCUCUCGUUUUCACCUGUUUCCUGUACACCACCAGGGGUGCAGGCUCACCGUCCCGAACAUCGCCAUCUUCUGUCGAACAUUCCUACAUAUACAUUAUGAUGUUUUCGCUCUUGUCUGUCGGCCUGCAUUGCUCUCUCGUUCCUUCAAACUUGCACAACGGACUCUGCAAGUCCAUACAUUCCCUAUGUUCACUUAGUUUUUGGUAGUGGCUCGUCGGCCAUGUUUACGUUAGUGGGGGUACUAUUAGACGCGCUGUUGAGUCUGUGGAUAUCUACUGCAGGGUAGUUGAUUCUCACUUCCGUGAUCAUGUCGAUAGUACAUGGCUAUACUCAUGUUUUUGUGUCGGUAUGCUGUUCACAAUCACUUAUUACAUCCGUAUGCUCCAA